Molecule: messenger RNA, 2545 nt
Organism: Colias croceus (clouded yellow)
Lineage: Eukaryota; Metazoa; Arthropoda; Insecta; Lepidoptera; Pieridae
Product: zinc finger protein 93-like
Exons: 2
Coding region: 112-2217 (701 amino acids)
Biological process (GO): regulation of DNA-templated transcription
Cellular component (GO): nucleus
Molecular function (GO): zinc ion binding; RNA polymerase II cis-regulatory region sequence-specific DNA binding; DNA-binding transcription factor activity, RNA polymerase II-specific
Source: RefSeq, a predicted model, not a curated record
GUCUCUGAUUAUAAGCAAAUGACUGUCAAAACAAUGGAUUCUAAACGAAUAUAUAAACAUUUUUCAGAAUUUCCUGGCGGAAUAGUAAUGUUCGAUACGUUCUAAUCAAAAAUGGAAUCGUGGUCAAAUUUAUGUCGAUGCUGUCUUUCGCCGGACACAACAGUGUCAAUAUUAGACAACGAUGAAAAUAUUAAAGAAAAGUUUUUGGAAACAACAUCUAUUGAGGUAACAGAAGACGACAGGCUACCCCAAAGGCUGUGCGACUGUUGCUUUACCAUAAUGAAAUCGGCUCAUGAAUUCAGGGAACAAUGUUUAAAAAUGGAUAAUGAAUUAAAAACACAACUCAAUACCAUUCCUGCUGAUGUAAAAGAUGAGUUACUGUCACAGAUUGAAAAACAUAUGAAUUCCAACCAAAAUAUGAGCGACGAGGAUAAAACAAAGGAAUCUAUGAAGAAAUUGGAAUCCAUAAUUAAAACGGAACCUAUGGAUGAUGAUGAUUAUUAUUAUGUCUUAGUUAUUGAUGAUCCUAAAGAUGGAGAUGAUAAGAAUGAUAAGAAACCGCUGCCACUUCCAGCUCCUAUUAAGAAAGAAGUUGAGUAUGAAGAGGUCAAUAUUUGUAUAAACGAAGAUUCAAAUUCACAGAAUGCAGAUACAAAUGAGAAUGUCAUACAAAAUGAUUCCUUGCAGAGCUGUAUCGAUUCAUUCUUAAUAUCAAACACAAAAGUCUCAGCUAGUGUUCCGGAAACUAUUUUAGAAAAUGAGGAAGGGCAUGAAAUUGAAGUUGAUUUUGCAAAUGCAUUGGAUAUUGUAGACACAAAUGAAGACCAACUUAUUACAAUUGACAAUACCAAUGACAAAGACAAUCCUAUAACUGUUACUCUUGCAGAUGGAGUCAAAGAGUACAAUCCAAGAAAUUUAAUCAAAAUCGUCACUCCAUCUGGUCUUGAAAAGACUAUUCUACUGAAAAAUGACGAAAGUGUUAAAUAUUUAACAGCAACACAAGAGGAAUCAAAUGUAAAUGACGAUAAUAUGUCACAAGAAGAAAUUAUAUUAUGUGAGGGUGAUGACAAUUCACAGUUUCAGAUAUUGAAAGUUGACGGUUCAGAAUUUGUGAUUGAAUACACAGAUGAGGGACAAAUAGCGACUGUACUACAACAAGAGGAUGGGACGUUCCUUUGUGAUUGUGGGGAGGUGUUUGAAGAUCUAGCCGAGUUUGAGAAACAUCAAUACAAACACAACCCAGCGGGUGAACAUUUAUGUAAUCUGUGUGGAAAAGGUUUUGAAACAGCAGAAAUAUUAACUGGCCAUACACUACUCCAUCGAUCAACAGGACCGGUAGUGUCUUGUCCAUUCUGUAAUCAAGUUGUGAGACGAAAUGCGCUAACCCAACAUAUAAAAUACACUCAUAACACCAAGCCUCAGUGUGAGAUUUGUCAAAAGACAUUUGCUAAUCAGAAUAACUUAAAACGACACAUGAUAAUACAUAGCGGAAUCAAGGAAUUUGUCUGUGAUAUAUGCUCGAAACGGUUCAAUCAAAAGAUAACAAUGCAAACACACAGACUGACACACAUCAACUCGACAACUUGUAAUUUCUGCGACACAGUGUUUGAAGACAAAGCUGCCUUAACAUUGCAUAAAGAAUCUGAUGAAUGUACAAGAUCGAAAAUCAAUCGCGUCAAAGAAGAACUUAUGAAAACGGUAAGGCAAGAAGUAACAACGAAUUUGGGAAAACUUUUAGGUUAUGCAUGUUCCAUAUGUAAGAAAAUGUUCUCACUGGAAUCAGCGUUGGACCAGCACAUAGAAAAAACGCACAUUAUAGAGAGGUUGGAGGAUAAAAAGGGUAAUAAACAAAUGAAGAGGUUUGAAUGCACAAUAUGCGGCAAGAGAUGUGCGAGUCAAGCGAUGUUGAUAAUGCAUGAGCGAGUUCACACAAACGAGAGGCCGUUCCCUUGCCAAUUAUGUUCACUGCGGUUUAAAACCAAGACUCACUUAAGAACACAUCAAUUAACGCAUACGAGAGAGAAGAAGUUUGGAUGCUCAGUUUGUAUGAAGUUCUUUGCGUUAAAAGGAAACUUGGUCGUACAUUUACGCACUCACACGGGAGAGAGGCCUUAUGUGUGCACAAUUUGUGACGAGGCAUUUAUCGACUCUAAAUAUUUGAAGAAACACAAAUUGAGAAAACAUUCAAUUGAUAAUAUGCCUUGGAAUAAGUACUAAACAGGUUUUAGAGAAGGUUGAAGAAUGUUUUCGAAUUAUGUUCGGAGAUGGAAUUUUGUUUUACUAGUAACUAAUGUUUACAGCGCAAAGCGUAUUGUAUAAGUAACACAUAUAAAAGUCUUCAACUUCAGACCUCAAAUAAAAUGUAUUGCAAUAGAUAGUUAAUAGAAUAAAUAGUAAUACAUUGUAAUGCAUUAGUUAGAUAGGCUUUUGGACUGACGAUUUAUGCGAACUUUUAUAAAUUUUAAUAUGUAUAAAAAUGAAUCCCAAAAUGUGUUGGUAAGCGCAUAACUUGAGAACGGCUUAACCGAUUUCGUUAAUUCUUUUU